Molecule: messenger RNA, 573 nt
Organism: Diaporthe citri
Lineage: Eukaryota; Fungi; Ascomycota; Sordariomycetes; Diaporthales; Diaporthaceae
Exons: 2
Coding region: 1-573 (190 amino acids)
Biological process (GO): mitochondrial electron transport, succinate to ubiquinone; tricarboxylic acid cycle
Cellular component (GO): membrane; mitochondrial envelope
Molecular function (GO): heme binding; ubiquinone binding
Source: RefSeq, a predicted model, not a curated record
AUGGCAUCUACCGCUCGUCCGGCUCUGCUGCGGCAGACCGCCGCUGCCUCACGAUCCAUGGCACCUUCGACCCGGGCUGGCCCGUCGAUGCUCUCCAAGUCCUUGAUGAGGCCAAGCACCCAGUCCUCGCCGAAGCUCAGCAUCGUCCAGGCCACAGCCUUCCAUGCGAGCAGCCGCAGAAAUCUGCUGCCUCCUGGGCCCCAGAUCAUCCGCGGCAGCGUCAACGAGCCCGCGCCUGUCCCUGAUCCAUCUCCAUCUCACGGCCACUACCACUGGACCUUUGAGCGUGGCAUGGCCGCCGCCCUAGUGCCGCUCUCAAUCGCACCCUUCGCCGCCGGCUCGUUAAAUCCCACCUUGGAUGCCCUCCUCGCAACCACCCUGCUGGUCCACUCGCACAUGGGUGUCCAGGCCAUCAUCAUCGACUACGUUCCCAAGAAGAGAUACGCCAACUUGCGCAGAGCUAGCCACUGGCUUCUGAACGCGGCAACCAUCCUGGCCGGCAUAGGACUGUACGAAUUCGAGACGACAGACGUUGGCUUGGUCGAGGCCACCAAGAGGCUUUGGCGAGCAUGA